Messenger RNA from Anopheles maculipalpis, 621 nucleotides. RefSeq lists its product as uncharacterized. The coding region runs from base 1 to 621 and encodes 206 amino acids. The record is from RefSeq and is a predicted model, not a curated record. NCBI's taxonomy places the organism in Eukaryota, Metazoa, Arthropoda, Insecta, Diptera, Culicidae. The transcript is spliced from 2 exons.
AUGGAUCUCCGGAACAUAAAUCAACCCUCUGCAGAAGGAAAACAAAAAACGGUAGUAAAAAAAUCCUCUGCAAACCGUCCGAACACGGCAACCGUCGUUGCACAGCGUUACAAAAAGGGUUCGACCGGUGGCCUACCGGAUGGUAGUAAAAGUCUGCCCAAAAUUCAUCCCCUCGGUACCAUUCCAAAGUAUCUUCGCAAGCAGAAACAAACGAGCUCUUCCACAUCGCACCCGUCGCUGCUAGAAACAAUCGUCACACGUUCAGACAGGCAAGCAGAUCCAACGGAACCGUUCAAAGCCGCCAGUGAUGAGCAGCUGAUUAUAGAAUAUAAGCAGCAAACGAUCGAUAGACUAGAACGUCAUGUUCAGGAGCUGCUUUCCGAGAUCGGAUAUCGUGAGCGUCGUAUCAAAGAGCUAGAGAUAAGCUUGUCCGGUACGCGCAACACGCUCGCACAGAUGCAAUCCAUGAUGCAAUCGCACCUGAAUGCGCAACAACGUAUUAUAAAGCGAAUUCCCGAGGAAAACAAAACACAGCUACUAUUGCAGAUGAUACUGGACAGCCAGACAAGCAGUAGACAAGUGCAAGCUAGGGAACAAGAUCACGAAGAUAGGUUUUCAUGA